AGGUUAAAAUCAAAAAUGAAAUUACUGGGAGUUUUAUCCCCUGUCAGAAAUUCUGCUGUCAGUUUAGACCUCCUUAACCUAUACAUGGUAAAUCAAAUAUCCUGCCAGAAGAAAACAUCUGAAACUGCGAGAAAACCAGUGCAUGUAAAUAUGAAUAGAGACAUAAAGAUGCCCCUAAGAAAACAUGAUUUGGAACUUCCAAUGUCGCCUCACUGUGUACCAUCUAACCUCUGCAUUGAUGAUAUAGAAAACAAUAAAUACUAUCAAAGACUAGACAGCAAGGAAGAACUUGGCCCAGCUCAGUCAUCACAAGUCAUGGACUCAAAUAGAAUGUCUGAACCUCAGUUCAACAGAACAGAAAACUGCAGUUUCACUCCACCAUCUUUUUCAGCAGAAUCAUCUUCUAAUAAAAAUAUCAUAAAACAAAAUUUCAUUCCCAGAAUAGCACCUAGUUCUCAGAAAGUUGCAUAUAAAAGAAAGCAGAAUGAACAGCUGAGUAAUGUUAAUUAUUCUAAUUCCUUGGUUUCUAAACUAAAUGAAAGUCAAGAUGCUCUCAGCUCAUCAUAUGAAACUGCACAAUUUGGAACAUUAUUUGAAAGAUUAAAUAGUCCAGGAAAUAGAGAUGUCCUUACUGGGAGACCUACUAUAGUUAUAGGUAAAGAUUGUGGAAGCAUGGAUGAGAGAAGACAGUCAGACUUCAUUACUGAAAAAAAAUCAUUGCAGCAUAUUUGGGGAGAAAACCGAGAAGAGGCUUCAGAUGAAGAUGUAAACCAGCCACUCUCCAGCCUUCAAUCAGAGAAUUCUGCCUCUUUUAUUAGUGAAAAUAUAAUUAAUUUGUUAGACAUCGAUCAGCAGAAGAUAAAGAAAACCUUUGAUGGGUGUGGUUAUGACAACAUGGGAGAUAUUUGUGCAGUCGUUAGUUCUGAUAAAAACCAUUUCACAGAUCGAUACAUUAGAAGUAUUUUUACAGAUCCAGAUUUGACUUUUACUAAUUCUGCUUUUAAUAAAGAACGUUAUCCAGAAAAGUGUCAACCAAACAAGAACUGUCAGAAAGAGUACAACAAUAGUGAAAGACAUAAUUUUAGUACGUCUUUUGAGAAGGAUUAUUACCCAUCCAGCUCUGAUAAAAAAGGAAAAUUUGAAAGUGAUUACCAAGAGAAGACACCACAGAAAAAGAUACAGAAAUAUUCAGCAAGCCAUAUGGGUUAUAUCUCUUUGGAAGAAUUGCAUUCUAAGCAAUCACAGGACUUUGGACGUGGUGAGAUUUUGGUGGAAGAAAGAGGAAUGUGUUCUUUAAAAGGCAGAGCAAUGUCUGCUAAGAAAAACUAUCUCGAUUCUUCACAGAGUAGUCAGUCUACUGGGUACUCUCCAAGGCCAACAGAUAGUUGUUUCAGUUCCAGUUCAGAGAUGCCAUCUGAAGAUGAAGAUCAAAUAUUGCAUCAAACUGAAGAUUCAAAUAAGAGAUCCAUCAAAACCAAAGAAACAACUAGUAAUUUUAAUUUAGAAAGCAUGGGAAAACUUCCAUGUGAUAGGAUUACUAAAAACAACGCCAAUUUUCAUAAACAAUGUGAGAGUUUUCACCAGCUUUCAAUGAAAAAUAAUACAGAUCAGUUUCCACAGCCUCAGUGUAAUAACUCAGCACACAUAUUGCAUAACAAAACCAGUAAUAACUACAUUCUACAGUUUGCAAGAUGUGAUGCAUGGGCACAAACAGAGAGUGAGCCUGUAAUGGAAGGAAAAUUAGAUGCUGCUGUACAGUGUGAUAUAAUUUCAAAAUGUAAAUGUAGAAGUGAUGUGGCUUCUUUUUGUAAUGUUGAAAGGUGCAAUGAAAAUAUUAAGGCCGAUACCACUGGAGGGCAGACAGUCCUUUAA
Camelus dromedarius (Arabian camel) is the source of this 1872-nucleotide messenger RNA. RefSeq names its product regulator of DNA class I crossover intermediates 1 (gene REDIC1). The transcript is spliced from 11 exons. Bases 16 to 1872 code for a protein of 618 amino acids. The record is from RefSeq and is a predicted model, not a curated record. Lineage: Eukaryota; Metazoa; Chordata; Mammalia; Artiodactyla; Camelidae.